Messenger RNA from Papilio machaon (common yellow swallowtail), 990 nucleotides. RefSeq names its product transcription initiation factor TFIID subunit 9 (gene Taf9). Gene Ontology annotation, molecular function: RNA polymerase II general transcription initiation factor activity; transcription coactivator activity; protein heterodimerization activity. Gene Ontology annotation, biological process: DNA-templated transcription initiation; RNA polymerase II preinitiation complex assembly. The transcript has 3 exons. The record is from RefSeq and is a predicted model, not a curated record. NCBI's taxonomy places the organism in Eukaryota, Metazoa, Arthropoda, Insecta, Lepidoptera, Papilionidae. The coding region runs from base 169 to 882 and encodes 237 amino acids. Gene Ontology annotation, cellular component: SAGA complex; transcription factor TFIID complex.
AACUGUUAAUGUCAAAUUAAUCCAACCAAAAAUGCAAAUAAAUAGCGUCAAAACAUUUUUGUAAUGUGGGAUUGUUUUAAAUGAAAAUAUACCAACUGCUUUUGGUCCAAAAGUUUCCGUCGACGAGUUAAUUGAAACUAAAAUUUACACAUUAAAUUAAAAAUCAAGAUGUCUGAAAAAGAAAAGGGAAAGUUGACUACCCAAACAAAACACAUACCUAAAGAUGCUCAAGUGAUAAUGUCUAUCAUGAAAGAGGUUGGUAUCACAGAUUACGAGCCUCGAGUAGUUAACCAGCUUCUAGAGUUUAUUUUUCGUUACGUGACUUGUAUAUUGGAAGAUGCGCGAGCAUUUGCUAAUCACUCCAAGAAGAAGACGAUCGACCUGGACGACGUCAGGUUGGCCGUUCAGCUGCAACUGGACAAAAGCUUCACGAGUGCUCCACCGCGGGAAGUGUUACUAGAACUCGCGAGGACGAAAAAUGUUAAUCCAUUGCCAUUAAUAAAGCCACAUUGUGGACUUCGAUUACCACCUGAUCGGUACUGCUUGACAGCAUGUAACUACAGAUUAAAAGUUCCAACAAAGAAAUCUAUCACUAAACCACCACCCACUCCUGUUGUCAAAACUAUGACCACACCGAAACCUCUCUCAUCACAGCAAAAUGUGGUUGUCAAGAGACCAUCAGGGGCUAUAGUUAAUGUUUCAUCUUCUAAAGCCAAUGUAGUACCAAAACCAUUACUGAAAUUCACUUCAGGAAGCAAGGUUGUUGCAAAGCCCGCAGUACGUGUGACAGCUGGACCCUCUUCACAAGGUCCUCUCAAAAUGGAAAUCGAUGAACCUGGCGCACAAAAACGCAAGAGAGAUGAUGAUGAUUACGAUAUGUGAAGUAGGCUUCUAGUAAACUAAGUUUGAGUAUAAGCAAUAAUUAAAUUGUUUAAACUUUCGUAAGACAUCAUAAUUAAUUAAUUAAGAAACGGCUUAACUCACGUGUGA